Molecule: messenger RNA, 2147 nt
Organism: Esox lucius (northern pike)
Lineage: Eukaryota; Metazoa; Chordata; Actinopteri; Esociformes; Esocidae
Product: SPRY domain-containing SOCS box protein 2
Exons: 3
Coding region: 664-1500 (278 amino acids)
Biological process (GO): proteasome-mediated ubiquitin-dependent protein catabolic process
Cellular component (GO): SCF ubiquitin ligase complex
Molecular function (GO): protein binding
Source: RefSeq, a predicted model, not a curated record
AGCCGCUUCUGGUUCUAUUUUCUUUUUCUCUUUUUAUCGAUUAAAAGCCCGAGCCUCAUCCUCUUUAUCUGUUUUGCUGUGUAUGUUUUCAUACAUUACAGGACACGGUAAAGAGAGACAGAGAAAUUGAGAAAGAGGAUAUAGAGGGAAGGAUCCAGCCUGAUAAAUUACCAGUAUGACGAAUUUGUAAAGGGGAACACAUAUCCUCACCUGCCGGCAAAUAUGUCAACAAGGGGCAUGAUGAUUUAAAAGGACAACCCGGUCGUUAAAUUGAGCAGAUAACUAACAAGAUAAGCAUCAUCAAUUAUGCUAACCUACUGUCUGACAUACAGGCCUGUACUAUCCGCGUAGUUUUUAUCUGUCGUCGCUCGCGUACGCAUUUCCAUCAUUUCACUGCUUUGGUCACAAUCUCGUGCCCUUGCCAUUUCACGCAGUGUGACGUGGUUCUGACAUGUCUGACUGCUGUUCCCGCCAUGGAGGUCGCCAGACGCAUAGGACUGAAAGGAUACUUUACCGGACAUUGAUAAGCACGCCCCCGGCUUGGGUUGAUAAGGGGAGUAUAAAAACAUGGUUGUGAGGAACAACUCCUAUUCCGGAAAGUCUGUGCUUUGACAAACCCAAACUCAGCCACAGCCUGUGUAGUUCUUAUUGUUUGUGGGCUUAAUGGGUCUGGCACUGUCUGGCUGGCUAGGUGGUUUCCCAGCCGAUAUGAAGAAGGAUCCUCCAUCCUCUUCCUCCUUCCUCCACCUGUCCAUCCUUGCCUCUUCCCGCCUUUCACUUCUCCUAAACUCUGCUCCUGUUGCCCUUGGAGACCCCCGGUCCCGCUGGAGCCAUGCACACUGUUCACCUCACUUCCUUCUGUCCUCGUGUGGGGAGGAAUUGACACGCACACCCACCCAGCAGAGCAGCGAUGGUGCCCGGGGGGAGAAGGGAGUGAGGAGAGGACUGCAUGUGUGGGAGGUGCUGUGGAGCCCGGACCACAGAGGAAGUCAUGCUGUGAUUGGUGUAUCCACUGAGCACUGCCCGCUGCAAACCUCUGGUUAUACUGCGUUGGUGGGUGUGGACUCACAGUCCUGGGGAUGGGAACUCACAACCAAUCAGCUGUGGCACUCAGGGCAAACCUUGGGGAGGUAUCCUGCGGAGAGAAGAGAGCAGGUGGGAAAUAAAUCUGUCUCCCACCCUCACCCUGUUCCGAAGCGCAUGCUGCUGGUUCUGGAUGCAGACGCAAGAACUCUGGGAUACGUGGUGGAGGACUGCUUCCUGGGCGUGGCCUUUAAGGACCUCCCCCGAGGGGUGGAGCUGUUUCCGGCUGUCAGCAGUGUAAGAGGUGGAUCAACCAUACGACUACGCUACUUGAACGGAGCUGCCCGUGAGCCUGCUGCAUUGAUGGCUCUGUGUGGUCUGUCCAUUCAUCUGUCCAUGGGGAAAGAGAGGGAGAAUCAGACAUACAGACUGCCUCUGCCCCCUCUUCUUCAACGCUACCUAAUGCCUAGUGUGUGACUUGCACACACAUACACAUGUACAAACACACACGCACACACUAUAUUGAGUGAAUAGGAAUGUGCUCAUUGAUGCAAUAUCCAUUAACUGCUACAUUAUAAAACAGUUUCACUAUUUAUUAAUUUUAGUUUACAAUACAUACUUUACUUAUUUAUUACCAUUAUUAUGCUGCUGUUUUAAAUUAAUAGUACACUUUACAAUAGUAAAACAAAUGUUGUUAUAAAAUAUACAUGUUGUUAUAUUAAUGUUAUUUAUAAAAUGUCUGAUAUUACAUUGUGCCAUCUAUUCUGAGUCAUCUUUACACACUCUGAAAUGGGAAGACAGUACAAAACGUGCUGUAAAUGGUUAAUUAGUUAUGCACAGAAAUACCCAACAUUUACAGCUGACAGUUUGCACUUUAACACCAUAGUUUUAUUUCAGUUUGAAUGUGCUUGAGUCAAAUAAUGACAAAAUAUGCCACUUUACUAAUACUUUUGUAAUAAACUUUAACUUAACAAUAAAAAUAUCAACCAUCUUUGGUGUUAACUCGUUAACUAGAUUUCAAAUUGCUGCGGUGAAUGUGAUGGGCGGGACUUGCCGGAUGUGUCUUUCUAAGUUAAUUUGAAACAUUUCUGUAAAGCCUAUAUUGACUUAUUGAUGAAUAAACA